AUGUUCACCUCUGCUGCUACAAGCUUUAGGGUCUUCAACAUACUCAAAUGCUCAAAAUACACCUUUCUACGCACCACCACCUACAUGGCUGCGCCACCCUCAACCACCGUCUGUUCCGGUGCCCUCUCUAUUGAUUCUUCCGCCGAUGCGUCUCCUUCAUCUGGAGACCAUGGAAGAUACAUCAAUGAAGCAAGACCCACGUCACCCAUCACUAUUAGCCUACAAGAAUGGCAGGCCUGGGGUACUGAUUCCCCAUUACCCACACAAGUGGCGGAAAUCGUCGAGGAAAUGAUCGUUUCAGAGACAGAAAGCGAUGCCCAGAUGAAAUUUGGUGGACUUGGUGGUAAACUCAAGGGGGACUUCAAGACACAAGAAGAUAAAAAACACAGAGCAAAAUACAGGGCUUUAGAUGAUUCUGAACAAAAGCUCCAUUUCUUUUCAGCUCGACAAAUAGCAUGUCGUUUACUUGGAAGCAGAGGUUACCUUUGCCAAAAGUGUUGGCUUCCUCUUGAAGAUUGCAUGUGUUCGAGUGUUGUGCCUUGUUCUCUUUGGCAUAGGAUGCGGUUUUGGUUAUAUAUGCAUCCAAAGGAUUUCUUGAGGCAAAACAACACAGGGAAGUUAUUAUGGCAAGUAUUUGGCAUUAAUGCAGCUACAUUAUGCAUAUAUGGGAUAGCUGAACAUGAAGAAAUAAUGUGGAAAGCAUUCAUGCAUUCAGGGAGAAAUAAUGUUUGGUGUCUUUAUCCAAAUAAGAAUGCACCUACAAAGUCUGUUGAAGAUAGCUUCAAUGGAAAUAUGUCAACAAGUUUUCUUCAUGAACCACAUUCGACAAAUUCGAGUGAAAUAAUGAACUUUAUCUUGAUUGAUGGUACAUGGAGCAAUUCGGCUGCAAUGUUUAGGCGUUUGAAGGAACGAGCAGAUUUAGUAUGGGGGGAGGAUCUUCCGUGCAUCUCACUCACCACAGGCGUAUCCGCAAUGCAUAAACUUCGGCCGCAACCAUCAUGGGACCGGACGUGUACAGCCGCAGCAGCGAUUGGGCUGCUAGAUGAGUUACAUCUUGUUUCGGAAUUUGAGUCAUUAGAGUUGAAUAAACAAGCGGAAGCAGUUGAGAAUAGUGUAGAUGUGUUAUUGGCAUCACUUACGGGUCGAAGGCUUCGUAUGGGUCGCUCCAUUACUCGUAGACUAAGACACCAUGAUGACAUUUGUUAGUUUAGUUUUUUUUUUUUAGAAUAAAUACUCGUGAUCAUAAUUGAAAAAAGAACACAAC
Lactuca virosa is the source of this 1264-nucleotide messenger RNA. Lineage: Eukaryota; Viridiplantae; Streptophyta; Magnoliopsida; Asterales; Asteraceae. The record is from the annotation of a GenBank genome assembly.